Messenger RNA from Alnus glutinosa, 777 nucleotides. Its product is annotated as large ribosomal subunit protein eL28y-like. The transcript has 4 exons. The record is from RefSeq and is a predicted model, not a curated record. NCBI's taxonomy places the organism in Eukaryota, Viridiplantae, Streptophyta, Magnoliopsida, Fagales, Betulaceae. The coding region runs from base 150 to 602 and encodes 150 amino acids. Gene Ontology annotation, biological process: translation. Gene Ontology annotation, molecular function: structural constituent of ribosome. Gene Ontology annotation, cellular component: cytosolic large ribosomal subunit; ribosome.
UACAGUGAAAUGAACCGUACCCCUCCGGUCCGAAAAAAAUAAUACAGAAAAUUAGGGUUUCAAUAUAAAUAGCAACAUAAACCCUACCUUCUCCUGAACUCUCCGAAUCUCCAUUGCAGCUUCAAAAAUCAAACCCUAGGAAGGAGGAGAUGGCGGCAGUGCCAGGGCCGUUGAUAUGGGAGAUGGUGAAGAAGAACAACUCCUUUCUGGUGAAGGAGUUCGGGAGAGGAACAGCGAGCGUGCAGUUCAGCAGGGAGAGCAACAAUCUCUACAACCUCAACUCCUACAAGCACUCCGGUUUGGCAAACAAGAAAACAGUUAUCAUUCAACCUGAGGGCAAAGACCGAUCUGUGUUGCUUGCCACAACCAAGACCAAGAAACAGAACAAGCCUGCGGCUUCACUCCACAAGUCUGUCAUGAAAAAGGACUUCCGGAGGAUGGCAAAGGCACUGGAAAACCAGGUGGGAGACAACUACUACAGGCCAGAUCUAAAGAAAGCCGCCCUUGCUAGGUUGAGUGCUGUGCACAGGAGCCUCAAAGUCGCCAAAUCUGGUGUCAAGAAGAGGAAUAGGCAGGCUGUGAGAAUUCAUGCUAGGAAGUGAGAGUUGGAGGUUGAUAAAACUUGCAUUGUGCUGCCGUUCAGUUUCUUUCAUUCCCCCCUCCAUAGCAUUCCGGAUUCCCUUUUUUUGUUUCAAUCUCCAUUUUUCUCCCUCGACUUUUUUGGUUUCUUGUUAUACAGUUUGAAUUUUCACUCGAUUAUUUUUGAAUUUACCGCCA